Messenger RNA from Dicentrarchus labrax (European seabass), 3455 nucleotides. It is a transcript of the gene dbf4, whose product is annotated as DBF4 zinc finger. Gene Ontology annotation, biological process: positive regulation of nuclear cell cycle DNA replication; regulation of cell cycle phase transition. Gene Ontology annotation, cellular component: nucleus; Dbf4-dependent protein kinase complex. The transcript is spliced from 13 exons. The record is from RefSeq and is a predicted model, not a curated record. Lineage: Eukaryota; Metazoa; Chordata; Actinopteri; Moronidae. Gene Ontology annotation, molecular function: protein serine/threonine kinase activator activity; nucleic acid binding; zinc ion binding. Bases 335 to 2188 code for a protein of 617 amino acids.
AUGGCAACAUAGACGUCGCCCACCAUUGGAUUUAAAGCGGGAAAGAAACGUUCGCAAAGUAACGUCAGUGACCUAAAAAGUUUACUACAGCUGGUUAAACGGUUGUAAAACCGAUAACGGAUCGAUAUUAUGUGGUAUUAAACGUGCUAACACCGGCCGUGGGCCGUUUAUUUCCGUUAGCCUACGGAAAUAAUGUAACGUAAACGUCAUAAGUUGAGCUAACCGACAAAAGCUGUCCGCUGGAGAACCGAGACUCUGCACGCGGACGGACGAGGACUUCCUGGGGCAUGUUUACUCGAGACUGGAGGGCAAGAAAACAUUUAUUUUUUUCUCAAUGAAAGAGAAUAAAAUGAAGCCAAAACGCAUCCCGAGGCACACAGGACCCAACUGGCAAGGGAAAGGCGUCACUGCUGGUGACAAGGCAACACUGAGUCAAGCUAAGCCAACAUCGCUUGUGUCUUCUCUUGCUCAAGUCAAACCUUUUGCUGGGAAAGUGUUUUACCUGGAUCUGCCAUCAAACAGAAUAGCAGAGACGUUGGAGAGUGACAUCAAAGAACUGGGAGGGACUGUUGAAAAGUUCUUCAGUAAGGAAAUUAAGUAUCUGGUAUCCAACAAGAGGGAGGCUAGAUAUGUGCAGUGCCUCAGGCAGGACUCUCCUGUCCCCAGCCCGGACUCUGGUCCGAGUUCACCUCACCCUCGCUCAAAGCCGCACCAGCCUGGCAGCCAUGGGGACAAAAGCAGAUCUCAGGGCCAAACCGACACAUUUGUUACAAGUCGAGGGAAGUCUUUGGUGGAGAGAGUGGUGAAAGAGCAGGAGAGGGUACAAAUGAACAAGAUCCUGUCAAAUGCUCUGGAUUGGGGUGUGAAAAUCCUCUACAUAGAUGAUAUUAUGGCAUAUGUUCAGAAGAAGAAAAAGGUCCAGUGUCCUGCUACCACUGCUGUCAAAACAAGUGUCAAAGCGGUGGCAGCAGCAAAACAAGGCUUUCAGAAAUGCAAAGCGGGGAGGGUCACUAAGCCGUUCGUCAAGAUUGAGGAUUCAAGCAGACACUACCGACCAAUCUACCUCACUAUGCCAAACAUGCCUGAGUUUAACCUGAAGACUAUUCCUCCUGGUAGUCCCUUCUGUGUCGAGGACAAGGAUCCUCCUGGAAACAAACAGCGGGGUCACAGUGAAGAGAGAGCACACGGCCGAAAGAAGAACAGAGACAAGAAACGAGGUGGCUACUGCGAGUGCUGCAUGGUCAAAUAUGAGAACGUCACAACACAUCUACAGAGUGAACGGCACAAGACUUUCUCCAAGAGUGACAAAUACUUGGUGGUGGACAAACUGGUUUCAACCCUGCACUGCAACUUCUUCCACGUCAGAACUCAAGUUAAAAGACCAAAGUGCAGUGUUUCCUCUGUUCUUGUGGCUCCUGGACCGUGUGGGAAAGCUGAGCUCAGGCACAAGAGAGAUCUCACUACCACAGACAUUAUUAAAGAAGAGCAGUGCUGGACUGUCAAUGGGCACAAGGGAUCUUAUUCAGGAGACCCUUUAAAAAUCAGAUCAGUUCUGGCUUCUGCUCCUCUGAUUCACAGAGAGGGCGACUCUAGGAGACAUUACACUCACUCAGACAGAUCCAAGCACAAAUUUCUUGCACCUAAGCUUCCUGGCAGACAGAAUUCCUUGACUUCUUGCACUCAAACGCCACAGCCUGAGAUGAAGACAGCACCCUCUAGAGGUGAAUGUCUCACCUCUAUUACCUCCAGACCUACUCAGGUUGACCCAAAGGACCAAAUAAUAACUGAGGACAUGAAGAGCUCAACCUCGCACUUCCAUAAUAUAAACAAACAGAACAAAGUUUCCUCAAAAAGUCUUAAUGUGAUAACAAAUCAACAAGAGGAGUCUGAUAAGAAACAGGAUUCCUCAGUAAUUGAGGCUGUUGUGGAUGGAAACGCGUUGCCCGACAAAAUUAUUGUAAACAGCCUCUCAGAAAAGGAAGAUCCAAGUCUCUCAACACAAAGCUUCUCUCCAGUUCGGAAAAUACGGAGGAAGGUCAGGGUUUAUAAACGCAAAAGACGGAAAGUGGACACACAGGUUGGACAUGUGAAGCCAAGUGACAUUCCUGACAACUCUGUGCUGAAACUUUGGGAGCUUUUUCAGUCGAGUGAUGACAUGGAUGUGGAAUUCCUGGGGUUUGAGACCUAGGAAGGGAAAACUGAAUUCAAGGGAUAAACUGGACCAUUUUCUGUGAGCAACUUAUUCGUUUUAGCGGUGAAGAAAUUCACACUUUUUCCCCCAUUACUUUGUUUUAUAUCAGAUGAAAGGCAGCUGCUGAUGUGCUGUUGCAUUAUCUUCUCUGCAUUGUAUCAGCUAUUAAACUUAAAACCAGUCUUUAAUGACAUUUAUAAUUCUCUUUACAGUGGCUUUAAAAUGACAAUUGGCACAUUUUCCUGUGCUGAACAAAUUGGUUGAAAAUGCAUUUAUUUGGCAUUUAAAUUCUAAACUAAAAACAAAGAACUGUUGAAUUGAAGAAAUGUAUUUAAAACUGUAUAUUCCCAUGAAAAUAUGACUUAAAUGUACAAAAUGUACUGAUAUCUUCAUAUUGAGUUGCAGCUCUUUUAGUACAAUCCAUAUCUUACUUGUCUCAAAGCUUAAAAAUAGAUCUAUAACUCAUCUCAUCUAUAUCUAAAUCCCCUUUGUGAUUGAUUUUAGUAAGAGAAAUCAAUCAUUGCUAAUUGCUUUUACCUGGAUGCAGCUGCUGUAGAAAGAGGAACAAAUGCACAGCAAGUUCAGCCGAUAAACUUUAACACAGCAAUUUAUGUGGAGAAAUGUCUUCAAAAUAACAUGAAUUGGAAAAAAUGUCACCUAAAGAUGACACUGCUCUGCAGAAGAAAACACCCUGCAAUGUAUUAGGAUGAGUACUGAGGGACAAAUUUCAGAAGGUUGAUACCCAAUAUUACUGUGUUCAUUGUCAUAGUUUACAGUCUCUGCAUGCAGUCGUUUCCACUGAAUACUGACUGUUCAUUUAAAGGAGCAAAUGGAAGAAAAAGGCAGCUUUAGUCAUAAUAUUUUACACAGUAAUCUGUUGAAAGAUGAGAAAUCUUCCCAGACGUGUUGAAAUGAUUGUAUAUGUAUAUAAAAUAUAUAUAGUGUUUGUAUAUGUAUUUUAAUGUGAAUGACCUGCAGGCUGGAUGUGUGGUACUUGACAUUAUAUAUAACAUUUUAGGAUUCUUCCUAAGUGCACUUCUCAUGACCUGCCUUCUUUUUUUUCUGAUACAUUAGCUCAGCUUCUCCCUUUUUCCCUGCAUUUAGUGCAUUAGCAUAGUGCCCUUGUUCUCCCUCACUGCUCUCAAAUGGAUGCACUGGGUCAAAUGGGAGUCUCUGUGCCACUGGCAUUAAGAAAAAGACAAGAGCAACAGCAUGUUGCAAGGUACAAGAAUGGCAAUCCUGCAAAUAAAAAGCCAACACUGAA